Messenger RNA from Antechinus flavipes (yellow-footed antechinus), 814 nucleotides. RefSeq names its product melan-A (gene MLANA). The record is from RefSeq and is a predicted model, not a curated record. Gene Ontology annotation, cellular component: melanosome; trans-Golgi network; endoplasmic reticulum membrane. NCBI's taxonomy places the organism in Eukaryota, Metazoa, Chordata, Mammalia, Dasyuromorphia, Dasyuridae. The transcript is spliced from 6 exons. The coding region runs from base 253 to 609 and encodes 118 amino acids.
UGACAAGAUGCAACAAAAUCAAGUUGACCAAUGGUGGCCCCCAGAUUGGAUGUAAUGACUGCGUGAUCUGUGAGACUCCAGCAAAAGUACUUUCAGGCUACAGUCUCGGGAAUCCUAUCCCGUGAUCAUCAUGGGAAUAAAACUCAGAAACCAAAAGAUUAAGAAAAAGAGGACUAAUCAUCACAUGUCUCACCAGCUACCGAGCAGAAGGCAGAUCUGCAAAGAAGGUAACUUUUACUCUGCCUUCACAAAAUGCCAAAAGAAAAUGAUCACUUUAUACAUGCUUACCUCAAGAAAAAGAAGUUUCCUCAUCUUAUGGCAGAAGAGGCAGCAGGAAUUGGCAUCCUGGCUGUGGUAUUGGGGAUUUUGCUGCUCCUCACCUGCUGGUACUGCAAGAGACGCAGCGGCUACAAAAUACUCAAGGACAAAAAGCUUGGUGCUGGCACUGGGAAUGCCUUGAUGGGGAAUUACUACCAGGACGAAGGUGCUCUCCCUGUCAGCAAAGGGCCUUUUCAGGAGAAUAACAACUAUAAUUCUAUGGUACCUAAUGCUCCCCCAGCUUAUGAGAAGUUCUCUGCAGAACAAUCCCCACCACCCUAUGCUCCUUAAAGCUCAGCAAGAAAUAUCAGAGGUCUUGAAAGGAUCCUCUUUGUAUUUGCUUCAAAUCAUAUGAAAGUCUAAUGUUCCAUAGUAGUACGCUGCAUUAAUAAAACUAAUCAGCAAAUUAUUCUUAGCACAGCUACUGGUACUAACUGAAUGGCAACAUUACAAUGAAUAAUGUUUUAUAUAUCAAUAAACCAUUGAUUCUGGUUGA